Capsaspora owczarzaki ATCC 30864 is the source of this 2454-nucleotide messenger RNA. NCBI's taxonomy places the organism in Eukaryota, Filasterea, Ministeriida, Capsasporidae. The record is from the annotation of a RefSeq genome assembly.
AUUUCUACUCCAGUACCAUCCUUCUUUUGCUUCAAUCAUGGCGGAAGCAGUGCAGCAGCAGCUCGAGCAGAUGGUCCCCGAGCUGGAGGACCUCGAGCGCAAGGGCCUGCUGACCUCCGCCGAGGUCAAGAUGGUCGUCAAGAAGCGCACCCAGUUUGAAUAUGCACUCCGCAGGCGCAUCACACAGAAGGUCGACUACCUGCGCUACAUUGCGUUCGAGCUCGGCCUCGAGGAGCUCAGAAAGCAACGCAAGGUUCGAUUGGGCAUCACACGAACAAACGCUCCAAGCGACUUUGCCAUUGUGCGUCGCGUCCACUUUAUCUUCCACAAGGCGCUGCGCAAGUUCCGCAGUGACAUGCAGCUGUGGCUCGAGUACUUUGACUUUUGCAGGAAGACGUCGAGCAGCAAGCUGCUGGGAAAGGCGAUUGCCAUGGCGCUCCGCUCGCACCCGCAGCAAGAGCGACUCUGGGUCAUGGCUGCCAAGCACGAGUUUGACGACAAUUCGAACGUGACUGCGGCGCGCGUGCUCUUGCAGCGCGGGUUGCGCAUGAACGACGCGUCCAAGCUGCUUUGGCGGGAGUACUUUCGUCUCGAGCUCUUGUUUGCCGAAAAGAUUCGCGCGCGCCAGGCCAUUCUCAUGAUGGAGCCAAGCAGCGUGUCUGCGUCUAACAAGAAGAAGAGCAGCAAAUCCAAGCAACAGCAAAAGGGGCAGGAUGAUGAGCUCGAUAUCGACGACAACGACGGCGAGGAAGGCGUCGCGCUCGAGCAGCUUCCCGAAGAGCAAGCGGAUGGACCACUGGUGAAGGAUCCGAGGCUUGCCAUGACCACCUCCGAAGACUUCAUGUCGUUUGACACCAUGGCAGAGGAUGACGACGAAGAGACGGAUGCUGCCAGCGCGUUGGAGCGCACGUUGGCCGCCAAGCCGGCUGCGACCUCAAAGUCGGCUGCCACGCCCAAUGCCCUUGCUUCCAUUACUAGCAACACCAUCCCAAAGAUUGUGUACGCAAACGCCGUCAAGGCCAUCAAGGACGAUAUCGACUUUCGACUCGAGUUUGUCGACAUUUACAGCAAAUUUCACAAUGUUGCCGAUGGUAUUGACGAUGUGCACGCAUCUCUACUCGCCGAUCUGCCGCAUGCACCGCAGACAUGGGCGGUCUUGGCGCAGCGCUGCAUCGACGGCCUCGCUCCUGUUCCUGGGCAACUCUUGUCUGCUGGCAUUUCCUCCACAACCCCGGCCAAAGGCCAGCAACGUGGGAAGAGUGCUGCCACACCCGCAGUGCUCUCUGCAUACACAUCUCUUUCACCCGAGGAGCAGCUCGCCUGUGCCACGUUCGAGAAUGGCCUGACCAAGGCAGAGGCACCAGCAGCGGUCGGUGUUUUGUUUGCCCAAUUGUUGCGCCAACGGAUUGCCAUGUCCACUGGCGAGGCUCGCGACGUGCUGCUCAAUGUGCUGCUCACGCUCUGCUCGUCGUCUGUCGAGCGUGGCUUUGCCUCUGCGGCGCUGUUUGAGGUUUGGGCAGCCGUGCUCCUGGCUCUGGACAAGGCCACCGAAGCGUUGCACGUGCUCGAGCAAGCGACCGUCAAGUUCCCGCAAGAGGUGUCAUCAUGGCGGCAGUAUGUAUCGCUUUACAUCCGCCACCACCGAAGUGCUUCCAGUGACCAAGUCAAGCGUCUCUUUGAGCGCGCCGAGUCGAGUGUUGGUGACAAGAAUGCCAACGAGCUGGCGCUGCUUCAUGUGGAUGCAUUGGAAUCGCUCCAGGGCAGCACGGCAGACAUUGUUCAAGUGUUCCAGAGCGCGCUGCGAAAGACUCGACCAGGCUGCAACGAGCUCGCCUGCACCUAUCUUCGGUGGUGCGGCACACGAUCCGACCCGCUGAUCUUGAAUGCUGCUGUCGACUUCCUAUUCACCCAGCUCGGCUGGACUGCCAACUUUGACGUCUAUCAAUGCAUCUUGCGGCUCGAGCUUGAGCGACCAGUGCUGGAUGCUGCUCGCAUGUGGUCGCUGUUUGACCGCGCCUGUCGAGUCCACGGCGCCCAUCAUCACGAUGUGAAACAAAAACACAAAUCGCUAGAUGUGUGGCUGCAGGCGAUUCAGCUUGCGACCGAGCUCGGCGACGGCCAUGAAGACGCUCCGAUCCAACCGCAACGAGUUCAUUCGGCUCCACAAUCUCGCCUCCCUCCGACGAUAGCCUGUUUGUUGAAUCGGCCGACGGCUGAGGUGUUUGUGGUUUUUGUUAUUGAUUCACAAAGAAAACAAAAACACAAUGCUUUUCGCCUUGCUCUCGUUUGCUCAGGCUCGUCUACCCCUUCACUCUUGCUCGUCUCGCUCACUCAAUGUUACACUCGUACUGGUCUGCGUACUCGUCCCCACGCUCCCGCCCCCGCUCCCUUGGCUUCGUCAUGGCCCGCCUUAGCUGAAAAGCGGAACAAAAAAAAAAAAAAGAAACUAAAAAC